Molecule: messenger RNA, 1835 nt
Organism: Budorcas taxicolor (takin)
Lineage: Eukaryota; Metazoa; Chordata; Mammalia; Artiodactyla; Bovidae
Gene: PODXL2
Product: podocalyxin like 2
Exons: 8
Coding region: 1-1749 (582 amino acids)
Source: RefSeq, a predicted model, not a curated record
AUGGGCCGGCUGCUGAGGGCCGCGGGGCCGCCGCUGCCGCCGCUGCUGCUGCUGCUGGCCGGAGGAGCGUCUCUGGCCGUGCGUGCAGCUGGGUCCGAGGAGCCCGGCUCAGAAGGCCUCCCCUCCACCUCCCUGCUGGACCUCCUGCUGCCCACGGGCCUGGAGCCGCUGGACUCGGAGGAGCCGAGCGAGGCCGUGGGCCUGGGCACUGGCCUGGGAGCCCCCGGCUCAGGCUUCCCCAGCGAGGAGAGCGAAGAGUCCCGCAUCCUGCAGCCGCCGCAGUACUUCUGGGAGGAGGAGGCCGCGCUCAACGAGUCCAGCCUGGGCCUGGGGCCCGCCGCAGAUUACGUUUUUCCAGACCUGACUGAGAAGGCGGGUCCCACGGACAACACGGGCCAGAGUCAAGAGACGCCAGGUCUUGCCUCCCCGCUGCCCGGGGUAGACCUGGUGGGGCCGCCUUGGCACGUGGCCCCCGGAGAGGAGGAGGAGGAGCAGCUGCUGCCGGUGACCGGACCCCAGGAGGAUGCCCGAAGGCAGGCCCCCAGCUUCCCACCGGCGGGCAGCAGCCAGGCCCCGGGGUCCCCUGAGCACCGGCCCGAGGAGUCAGGGGACUCGGCGGCCUCGGGUGGGGAGGCAGGCAGCAGCAUGGAGCCCAGCCUGUCCCCACCUGGGGUCAGCCUGAGCCCGGUGACCCUGAGGGGUCAGGACGCGGCCGGCCGCGGGGCAGGGCCCACGGUGCUGCCGGCCGCAGGGCUCGGCGGCAAGUCUGAGGCCCCUCCGGAGCCCGGUGUGGAGGCCGCUGCUGCAGCCGCGGGCUUGGCCGGCCGGCCGGGCGCGGGGCCAUCCCCCGCCUCCUUCCCUCAGACGGCUGCUCCCGGCAGGGCUGAGGGCCCCAGCAGAGACGCCCUGCAGCCCGGAGCCUCGGCCUCUUUCCCGCUGGCCCCCAGAGGCACAGAGCUGACACCUUCUUCUGUGACUCUGGGGCAAGAUGACGUCAGGCAGGAGCCCCAGGAAGGGCCAGCUGGGGCGGCUCCGUCCAGAAGGCCCUGGGACUCCACACAGGUCCUCUGCAAAGACUGGAGCAACCUGGCCGGGAAGAGCUACGUCAUCCUGAACAUGACCGAGAACGUGGAGUGUGAGGCGUUCCGGCGGCACCGCGGGCUGCAGCUCCUGGCCCUAGUGGAGGGCGUGCUGCCCCGCCAUGGCCGCGGCCGCCACGGCGCCUGGCACAUCUCCCUGAGCAAGCCCAGCGAGAAGGAGCAGCACCUGCUGAUGGCGCUGGUGGGCGAGCAGGGCGUGGUGCCCACGCAAGACGUGCUGUCCAUGCUGGGCGGCGUCCGCAGGAGCCUGGAGGAGAUUGGCAUCCACAACUACUCCACCACCACCAGCUGCCAGGCCCGGGCCAGCCAGGGGCGCAGUGACUACGGGACGCUGUUUGUGGUGCUGGUGGUCAUCGGCGCCCUCUGCGUGGUCAUCAUCGUACUCGGCCUGCUCUAUAACUGCUGGCAGCGCCGGCUGCCCAAGCUCAAGCACGUGUCGCACGGCGAGGAGCUGCGCUUCGUGGAGAACGGCUGCCACGACAACCCCACGCUGGACGUGGCCAGCGACAGCCAGUCGGAGACGCAGGAGAAGCAGCCCAGCCUGAACGGCGGCGGCGCCGUCAACGGCCCGGGGGGCUGGAGCGCGCUCUUGGGGGGCAGGCGCGACCCCGAGGACUCGGACGUGUUCGAGGAGGACACGCACCUGUGAGGGGCUGUGCCCCGCCCGGCCCUCGGCGCAGGGCCCCCCCCGCUUCCCCUGACUCAGGACGCGCCCCGGCCCCGGCCCCGCCCCCG